Molecule: messenger RNA, 6170 nt
Organism: Hyla sarda
Lineage: Eukaryota; Metazoa; Chordata; Amphibia; Anura; Hylidae
Gene: ZFYVE16
Product: zinc finger FYVE-type containing 16
Exons: 19
Coding region: 170-4399 (1409 amino acids)
Biological process (GO): endosomal transport
Cellular component (GO): early endosome membrane
Molecular function (GO): metal ion binding
Source: RefSeq, a predicted model, not a curated record
CAGCGACCACGUGACUACUACGUCGUCCACUCACAUGACUGAGGGGCGGGCAGUCGUGACGUCAGAGGUGAAAGGUCCCCCGAGAGGCAGAAGCGCAGAUAGAGGGGCAGGAUGAGGCCGGGGUGACCCAGCAGGUGCUAAAGAAAACUCAUUUUGAAUCCGUAGGAAGAUGGACACCUACUUUCAGGCAGCGGUUGUUGAUUUGGAUAAACUUCUAGAUGACUUUGAGCAUAGUACAGAUGAGUUGGAAACCUACCCAUCACGUGAUGCACCUCUCAACCCAAACCAAAGUGCUUUUUUCUCAGGGGACUUCUACUUGCAACCAGACUUGUCAUCUCCGAGAAAACAGUCCUAUGGCAGUAGUCCUGAAGAACCCCCGUCUCCUGUCCGUCUGAAUGAAGAAGAGUUUAAAAAUGUUACUCCUGUCUCUCAGGGUGAAAGAAAUGUCACUGGGCCAGAUCUCUUAUCUUGUGUAGAGGAAGGAAAAUCCAAUGAAAAUGAAUCAAGCAAUGGGAGGAGUAGUGUUCCUAUAUGUGACCUGAUCAGUGACACUGGCAGCUUGCUUCAUACAGCAAGUAGCAAUGAGUCACUGAUUCCUGAUACUCUCCAGCCAAGUGCAAGUGCUGUCUCUGACCUGGAAUUGCUUUCUGACCCAGCUUUCUUUACAGCUCCAGCUUCAGAUCUGUCAAUUUCAUUAGGAAAUGAAGAACUACAUAGCGCAGAGGUCUCUACAAGUGAAUCAGACUGGUUACCUGACACUGGAUCAAAUCUACUUGAUCUAAGCCCUGAGGCUAGUAGUGCAAAUAUCAACAUCACCACAGAUCUUACGGGCAACAUGGAUGAUGCAAGAGAUGCUUCUGACAUUGCGUCUAGUAUUGACUCCUCUAGUACUUCAAGUUCCUCUAGCACUGAUGGCUAUGUAAGCGAUGAUAUGUGUUAUGAGACAUUGCCUGAAGAUCAGACUGCCCUGCAGUCAAAAGUACAUGAGGUGGAACUGGACAGUGCAUUAAGACCAACAAGUUUAGAUGUUCUAAUGUUAUCUACUGAAAAUCCAGACUUGGGAUUAAAUAGUGAAAUUUAUAGUAAUUUAGGUGCAUGCCAAAAUGAAUGUCUGUCUGCGGAGAAGCAAGAGAUCAGGAGCGUGAUCACCACCGAGUGCAGUGAUGGCAUAUCUAAGGCUUCCACACCAUUAGCACACAUUGAGCAGACUGCUCACCCCGAAUCUCUACCUUGUGCUGAGGGAGAUUGUACUACACAAGAUAGCGAUUUGACUAUGAAAGACAAUUCAAUGGAGCUUGAUAACCAGGCCUCCGGUGAAAAUCAAGCAAAUGUCUCUCAAAAUGAUUUUGAGGUUCCAAGUUAUAAAAAUGCAUCUUUACAACCCACACCUUUGUUAUCUGUACCCACAGAGAAAUGCCUAGCUAACGAAAAUAAGUCAGUUGAGAAAGAUUUCCCACCACAACCUGUUACGGAAUUACCUGUAGUAGAAAAAAGCAUGAACAUUACCCCGACCCUGACCCGUCCAGACAAUAUUUAUAGCCCGAAUUUUGAAAAUGCCAUAUUAUCUGAUUUCAUAAGUGACCAUAAUGACCUGCUGUUAAGUGACACAUACAUCACUGAUGAGGAGCUUAAUGCUUUUCUUAGAGAAGAAGGUGUUCCUUUGGAUAAAGAAGGCACUUUGGAAAACCUUGCAGUCUGUGAUGCACCGUGGGUUGAAUCAAGUGGGACCGGUGCUGUUAGAGAUGACUUACAGUCUCAAGAAAUAGAUCAAGGCAAAGCACAAAGCAGCACAGUGGAAGUCUCAGAGAACCAACCUCUCUCUUAUCCUCCAAACCAAGGAAAUCUUACUGGUGCUACUGUGGCUUCUCAUAUUGGAGGUGCGAGACCAAAACAGCCACCAAAGUCUCUGAAUCUCGGCCAACAUGAUAAGCUAAAUAACCGGAUUCCAGAAAGAACUCUUUCUGACCAAAUGGCUGAAGAAUCUGGAUCAAACAUCUUGCAUUCACCCAAUGUUUUACAUGGAUCAGUAAAUGAAGAAACUGAUGACAGUCCUGAGCUCAGUGUGAGGGAAGCAAUGCAAAGACCUGACAACAUGGCAUUGGAAAAUCCUGUGCUUGGUCAGAGGCAGCCAACCUGGAUUCCUGAUUCCGAAGCUCCGAACUGUAUGAACUGCAGCACUAGAUUCACGUUCACUAAGCGGAGGCACCAUUGUAGAGCUUGUGGAAAGGUUUUUUGUGCAGUCUGCUGUAGUCAGAAGUGCCGUCUGCAGUACCUGGAUAAAGAAGCAAGAGUAUGUGUGGUUUGCUAUGACUUUAUCACUAAAGUACAGGCCAUUAAGAGGAUGAUGAGCCCAACUGCUCCUAGUCCAAAUCCCACUGCCCCCCCUGAGUACUGUUCCAUCAUCCCUCCUUUGGUGCAGGCACAGGCAGCAGGUACAAUUAACUCUCCGCCACCCACUAUUUUGGUGCCUGGCUCAGUACUUAAGCAACCAGGAGCUGAAGGAAUGAACCCAAAGGAACAGAAGAGAGUAUGGUUUGCCGAUGGCUUGUUACCUAAUGGAGAAGUUGCAGACACUAGUAAACUUGCUGCUGUUGGCAGGAAGACUCCUCAAGACUCUAGUCCAGUAUCUCCAAUUUCACCAGAUGCUGCCAUGGCCAUUGGAUCUUUUCAGGACCAGCCAAAGCAGUCUGAUAACACAGAAAAACCAGCGAUCCUACAUGAAGUGUCCAAAGCACAAGUAUCCGCAGCUGAAGAAACAACUAGUACCUUCAAAGUGUCUUCUGCAUCAGACUAUACAAUGCUUUGCUGCAUUGAGAAAUCUGUGAGCCGAGAACUAUGUCUUAUUCCAGAUGACGAAAUGGGUCUGCCGCCACUGUUAAUGACUAUUGGAGGAAGUGAAGAUGCUGUGGUGGAAGACAGACCGACUCACGCAGGAGUCAUGUUGCUUUUGGAAGAAGAUGGCACUAAUCCAAUCACAUUUAUCCUAAACGCUAAUUUGCUUGUUAAUGUCAAGUUAGUAACUUAUGCUUCUGAAAAAUGCUGGUUUUUCGCAACUAAUGGAUUACAUAGCUUGGGUCAAGCAGAGAUUGUAGUAAUAUUGAAUUGCUUGCCAAAUGAAGACACUGUUCCAAAGGAUGUAUUUAAACUAAUGUUAAACAUCUACAAGGAUGCACAGAAAGGAAAAUAUAUAAGCAACUUGGAAAACAUUACAUUCACUGAAAGCUUUCUGGGUAGUAAGGAUCAUGGCGGCUUCCUGUUUUUUACACCUACUUUUCAGGAUCUCAGCGGACUGCCUGUACCAAAUAGUCCUUUCUUGCAUGGGGUUAUUAUCCUGAAAAUGGAAGUACCAUGGGCAAAGGUUUUUCCAAUUCGUUUAAUGCUGACAUUGGGAGCUGAAAGUGGUGUAUAUCCAUCUCCUGUAACAAGCCGCAGACAUCGAAAAUCUGUAUUUGGAGAGAUUGGACAUACUAUUAUAAACUUAUUGACUGAUCUCAGAAAUUACCAGUAUACCAUUCCUCAUGUAGAUGGUUUGGUAAUUCACAUGGAAAUGGGCAAAAGCUGCAUAAAGAUUCCCUCAAAGCGACAUAAUGAGAUACUUAAAGUCAUUCAUUCUUGCAAUGAACAUGUCAUCAGCAUCGGUGCUAGCUUCAGUUUGGAUGCGGAUUCUCAUCUAGUCUGUGUGCAAAAUAGUGAUGGAAUCUAUCAGACACAAGCCAACAGUGCUGCUGGACAGCCCCGGAAAGUUACUGGCGCAAGUUUUGUUGUCUUCAAUGGUGCACUGAAAACGUCGUCUGGAUUUCUAGCCAAGUCAAGCAUAGUAGAAGAUGGGAUGAUGGUCCAAAUAACGCAGGAAAUGAUGGAAGCUCUCCGGCAAGCUCUGAGGGACAAAAAAGACUUUAGGAUAACAUGUGGAAAGAUAGAUUCAGGAGACCUGUCUGAAGAAGUGACCAUUCAAUGGGUGGAGACUGUAGACCGUAAAAAUAAAGGGAUCAUAAGCCCCAUUGAUGGACAAUCAAUGGAAGGAAUUCCAAGCGAAAGGAUUUCCCAGGAUACUGAUUUUGAAGCACAUGAUAAGACUGUGAAAUGCACAGAGGUGUUUUAUUUGCUUAGAGAUCGUGAACCAGCGAGUGCCACAGCUCACCUUCAGUUUGCUAAAGAAAUAGCAACAGCAUGCGGAGCUGCUCUCUGUCCACAUCUCAAGACCCUGAAGAACAGUGGAAUGAAUAAGAUAGGACUGCGAGUCUCCAUGGAUAUCGACAUGGUCGAGUAUCGUGCUGGGUCAGGUGGACAGCCUCUCCCUCAACUGUACUUGAAUGACCUGGACAGUGCUCUCAUCCCAGUCAUCCACAACCGGACCUCAGACACCAGCAUUUUACCUCUGGCCAUGUUCACAUGUUAGAAAAAUGUGCGGAAUGUCCACCCGGCAAUCACGGACAGAAAUUCUGCACAUUUGAAAGCCUGGCGGACUCUAGGACCAUUCGGAAAUGUGCCCUCUCCUAGACUGCAAUGCAUUUCCGAGCAAAAUCUGCAGAAAAAUUAGACGCCGGAAUCAGGAUUCCCAUCACGAUGCCGUUUCUUUAGCUUAUUUUUGAUAUAUACAUAUAUUUAAAGGAAAAAAAUUAUAUAAUUUUUUAUUUUAUUUAAUACAUAUAUUAUGUAGCAUUCAAAAAAGUUCACACAUCAGCUGAACCUCCACAUCAGGGAUAGCUCAGGAUUUCUGCAGGUGAUAUAUAUAUAUAUUUUACCAUUGCAAAUAUAUCAGUAACUCCAUCACUGAUACAUCUGGGUUAACAUAGAGCUGUGAGGAUAUGGUGAAGUUUAUUAUUUCAUUAUACAACCUCCAGCACAUCUUGUGCUCAUUUUACUAUUUCAUGUAAAGCUGCAUUUACACAGCUGGAACAGAAAUCUGUUUUCUCAUUUUGUAUUCCCAAAAGGCUUUUUUUUGUUUUUUUCUUUUUUUUACAAUUUUGUUCUGGAAUGCAGAAGAGAAACACAGAAGGGGACACCAUCUUUAAAGAAGUAUUACAGUUUCUGCUAGCAUAACUUUUUCCUUUGUACUGAAUAAAUAAAAUUGACACACUUUCCCAAACUUUUUUUAUUUUUAAUUUUUUUUACAAUUUUUCAAGAUCUCUGCUUGCAUUGAUACAAUGGAGCCUAAGUCAUAUCACAUGAUCAGGACAUAUUGAAGAGUGGUCUCCAAUCUAUGGACUUCCAGCUGUUGCAAAACUACAACUCCCAGCAUGCCUGGACAGCCGUUGGCUGUUCGGGCAUGCUGGGAGUUGUAGUUUGGCAACAGCUGGAGGUUCACAGUUUAAAGACCACUGCACUAGAAGUAAGCAAUUAAGGGUCCUAUUAAAUACUAGCAAGCAGAGAUCCUGAAAAUCCAUCUUUUGACAAAGAGCGCAUGCGCUCGAAACGCGUCAAGAAACCUCAGAACAUGUGAAGUGCUAUAGUCUUGUACUAUUUUAAGAGGAUUACAAAAUAAAGCUUGCUGUUUUCCAAGUGCUGGAUCACUUCGUUUUUCUUCAGAGAUCCUGAAAACCAUGAUAAAUUAAUAAAGUAUAAUGAAAAAAGGUUCAACUUUUUGUUAUGCAAAGAAUAGCCUUUAUUUGCAGAAACUGUAAUAUAUCCCUUUAUGGCUGAGCUGUGUACGUGAUGAUCAUUUUCUAUGACUUUGUGUUGGUUUCUUUCUGAUAUUUAUACAGGUUGUUUUUUUUUUUUUCAAGGUUUUGAUAUAUUGACUCUAUGGUAAUAAAUCCAAAUUUUUUGAAACACUUAUACAUUUGUGCGUUUUGUUAUUAUUUUAUGUAUCUGUGUCAGGUUUGAGAAACCGUGACCCUAAUUGUUGCCAGAUGUUAAUCUGUUAACCAUUGUCCUAUAUAAAACAAAAAUGACCGAUCGCCAUAUAAAAACAUUGUUACAUUGAGCUCUUUUUAUGCAAAAAUCAUAUUAAAAUAAAGGCACACAACUGUCCUAGCGGUAACGCUUGAUAUAGGAAUAUUUCUAUAUAUGAUAAUCCCCUGUACUUUAUAAAGGUUGGUAAACAAUUUUGUCCUAUUUAAAAAAUUCCUUUUGUUGCAUUUGUCUUGAUUUUUAGAUAAUUUGUAAUGUGUUAAUUCAUUGUAUAAUAAAGCAAUUUGUAUUUAAUAAACUACAAAUAAAUGUUAUUC